Molecule: messenger RNA, 528 nt
Organism: Candidula unifasciata
Lineage: Eukaryota; Metazoa; Mollusca; Gastropoda; Stylommatophora; Geomitridae
Source: the annotation of a GenBank genome assembly
AUGUAUUCGAUUUCGGAAGAUGUCAAUGGCAAUAAAGAUAAUAAAGAUAAAGAUGCUGGAGAUAACUUGUUAGCAAGCAUCCAGAAAAAGAUAGCAGAUGCGUUUGACAUUUUUGAUCAUGAGUCAAAUAAAACUGUUGAUGUUCGAGAGGUGGGGACAAUUAUCAGGUCCCUUAACUGCUGUCCCAGUGAAGCUGAACUUCAUGACAUGCUUGCUGAGGUCGAAGAGGAAGAGUCAACUGGGUAUGUCCGGUUUGAUAAAUUCUUGCCUAUGAUGACUAAAGUUCUGGUGGAACGAAGAUAUAAAGCUGCAACUGAAGAUGAAUUAGUAAAAGCAUUCCAGGUGUUGGACAUAGAUGGGAAGGGUUUUUUAACAGCAGAAGAGCUGACAAAGUACAUGACAGAAGAAGGAGAACCUUUCACACAAGAGGAAUUAGAAGAAAUGCUUUCUGCAGCUGUUGAUCCUGACAAGAAGACCAUUUUAUUCAAAGAUUAUUCUUCUGUGAUGGCCGUGGAAGAAGUGUGGUGA